AUGGAUAAUAAUAGUCAACCUUCUUUUAUUAAGCGGGAAAAGGAAUUUAUGAAACUUCCAGAAAUCCAAAUAGUACUUCCUCAACGUUUAAAAGAAAAAUUAAUAGAUGAUUGGGCAACUAUUAUGAGAGACAAAAUUUUAUACCAUCUGCCUUGUUCGAUUACUGUGGACGAGAUAUUAGUAGAUUAUUUGAAUUAUAAACGUGGUAUUACUUCUUCCACUUCUGGUGAUAACUCAUUGUCUUCUUCUACAUCCUCAUAUUCUUUAUCUUCCAAAAAUGCUUCAAAAUCGAACGAUUAUACAUCUUCAAGGUAUGAAGAUGUUCACGAGGAAAUUACGAAUGGAAUUCAGGCUUAUUUUAACACUUGUUUGGAUACUAUGCUCUUGUAUGAUGAAGAAAGAGUUCAAAAUGAAGAUGUUCACAAAACUUAUCCGGACAAAGAAUGGUCAGAAAUCUAUGGAGCAGAACAUUUGUUAAGAUUAUUUGUUGAACUUCCAAAAUUACUUGUUCACACUGAUUUAGAUGAAAAGGCUAUGGAUAUCCUUAAAGGACACUUGGCAGACUUCUUAAAAUUUUUUGAAAAAAAUAGAUCACAUUAUUUUGUGGGAAUGUAUGAACAUGAUUUGAGUAUUCCCCCUAACAAGAAAUUAAAAUCUAGUGGCAAGAGAGCAGCAAAAUCUUACUGUACAAAUUGUAGAACAUUCAAUUCGCCUGAUUGGCAUGCUGGAGAAACUCCUGAUCAAAUACUUUGUAGCACAUUAAACCCUAAUUCUGCAGCAAGACUUCAGACUGAGGCCCAACUUUUGGUUGCUAACUUCUGGUCCAAUUAUGAUGUUCUGGCACUAUUGACUGACUUAAAUGACUAUUGGGAGUAUUUUUGGUUAGAUGGAAAUGAUGUAUGUUUUUGGAAAAUCGAAGAAAGAGCCAAAGCAGUUGCCAUAUUAAAAGACUAUGUAAAUGUUGUUGGAGUUAAUGAUAUUGGUAGAAUUGGUAGUGAAGUGGGAAUGUCCAUUGAUUAUCCCAUUGGCAAAAGAAGAAAGCUUGAUACUAACGAGCUAGUCACUGUUCCAUCAUCAGAUAUUGCAAACAUGGAAGACUUUGCUGAUGAAAUGUCAGAGAUAGAGUUGAAGCAGUGGAGAGUCCGAUGUCUUAUGAGAAAAUUUUUCUCAAUGCCAUAUCCUCAAACAGUCCUUGCUGAAGUUAUUGAAGAUGAUAAAUUUCCAUCACAUAUAAAAUAA
Messenger RNA from Entrophospora sp. SA101, 1239 nucleotides. Lineage: Eukaryota; Fungi; Glomeromycota; Glomeromycetes; Entrophosporales; Entrophosporaceae. The record is from the annotation of a GenBank genome assembly.